Molecule: messenger RNA, 900 nt
Organism: Anopheles arabiensis
Lineage: Eukaryota; Metazoa; Arthropoda; Insecta; Diptera; Culicidae
Exons: 2
Coding region: 45-794 (249 amino acids)
Source: RefSeq, a predicted model, not a curated record
GUGCAAAGUGUGUGAAUUUCUAUUGGGUUGUUCCAGGAAGCACAAUGAAGUGGUCAAAAUUCAUUUUACUCUCAGCCUUCUGUUACUGUUUCAGUAAUAUUCUCACAGUUGACGCCGGCCGUUUGGCAUCGAUGGGUGUGGUCCAGCGCCUAAAGGAGCUCGAGCCGAAGCAUACCGAAAUUAAGUAUCGCAUAAUUAACUUCGUGUACUCCGCCAAGUACAGCUUGGUGCAAAAGACGGACGAGUUCUACAAACAAGUGAUCAGCGCAAAGGAAGGAUCUCUCGCCAAUUCGAUCGCCCUCGAAGAUGAGCUGCUUUAUCAGCUCAACCAUCAGACCCAGGCGGUGGAUAGCAGCUGUCUGGACUUCCUGAAAUCGAUCGUCGAUAGUAACAUAAACGUGGCGGGCGUUGGAUUUUCCAACUGCAUCAACGACGUUGAACGUGGCGUAGAGAGCGAGCUACAUCAAGCACAGAAGCAGCUUAACGUAGACGAAUCGGAAAUAUUCUACCAAAGUUUGUUGGACGUGUUUCAGGGUGAAAAUGUGAUCGCCGGUCCGGACGCGAUCGCUGCGAAGCUGCAGAAGAAGGCAGCAGAAAUUGAUGCAUUCGCUAGUGAUUACAUGUCGGGAGUAUUCAAAGUAGUGGAACAGUUCUCCUCGAAGUUAUGGGAUUUGCGAAACGGCUAUCAAAGGUGUCUGAAUGUGAACGAAUCGGUUCUGAAGAUGGCAUACGAUGUUUCGAAGAAUCAGCUAACCAGCACUUGCCUAGGUUCAAUUGUGAAUGUUGAAACUUAAGUUGCAGUGGUGGUGUUAGUGCAAUUUAACAGUCUUUUUCUGUCGUGUGGGCAUUCGGGAUAAUAUACUAAUACUCGACAUACAAUUUAAUCAUCUUGAAUACAUA